AUGAAUGUGAACCACGAAGAGGCACCAGCCUCUUACGAUGACAUUGGGGUUGGUGAUGCAAAUCCAGAAGUGCAAAAAUGCGUCAAUCGAAUCUACAAUGCAUCUGGCAAGUAUCCCUGGGACUGGCUGCCACGCGAUUACGUUCCCAAGGUCGCCGCCUGGGGGACCAACGCCGCGCGGAACCUUGCCGUUGCCGUUGAAGCUGUUCACGCCCCUGGAUCCACGGUUAGCAUGGAAGAAUUGCGUGAGUUCCUGGUACAAAAGGCCAAGGAGCGCCAGGAAGUGAGCAAGAAUGGCAAGCCAGUCAAACCCACCAUGAACUCGGAUUGCGCCAAGGCUAGAAAGUGGAUUGAAGACAACAUGGUCAACUCCCAAAGCACAUCGGAACAGAACAAGCACAAACGUUCGGCCCAUGAUGGUGCAUUUAGUAAAGCGAGACCAAGUACAUGGCGCGGGCUCACUAUCGCUCAAAAGAAGCAGCCCCAAGACAAGCUUGACGACGAUGAUGAUCAUGAAGACGAUAACGAUCCAUUCCCAGGGAUUGACUUCAGCAGAGAAAUGAGUGUUCUCAGCGAUAUCAGCAACGUGAGCAGUGCAAUCGGUCCCUCCGAUCGGCGUCAACACUCCCCUCCGCCGCCGCCGGAUCGGACUUGGACUCAGAAGCGGGACAUGCCUCCUCCACCUUCGCCAGUCCCCAGCAAACGCUCGCGCCAGGUCGAACAAUUCCUAUCGAGCAAUAUCAAUGACACCAAUGGAGCAUCCAGCCUAGUCGAUGCCGACGCUGAGGAAGAAGCCUGUCUCAGGCAAGGUGAAACGAUGAUGUUCUAUGCUAUCAAUCGCAGCCUACGGACCGCAUGUGAAAGGAUUGAUGCAGCUGAAUUCUGGAGCAACGUAUACAACCUGGAGAUACACAGUACCCGGAUGAACUUAACUGCAAUCGACAUGGAGGUCAGACACGUCCUCCAAAAAGCCACUAGAGACCGAGACGAAAAGCAAGAGAAAGUGAGGCAACUAGGCGAGGAAAAGAACACCCUUAGCACGGUGAUCGAGAAUCAGGGUGGGAAGUGUUCAGACACUCUGCAGGCCAUGUACGACGGCUUUAUCCUGGAAUAUGAGAACGCGCAGAAAGAGCUUGAGAAUGCCCAAAACACUUUGAAAGCGAUAGAAGAGGAAAGUCAGAAGAACAAGCAACAUCAAGAUGGACAAGACAAGAUCGCAUCUCUGGAGAAGGACAUUGCCAAACAAGAAGAGAUCAUCAAGCGGGCGAUGAGGAGGAAGUUAGCACUCGAGACGGUCCGGUGUAAUGUGGAUUUGGACAAAUUUCUAUCUGCUCCUUACGAAGUGCUAUGCCAAGAUCACGAAGCAGCCAUGAAAAGGCAAGAGUACUUGUCGUAG
Fusarium subglutinans is the source of this 1395-nucleotide messenger RNA. RefSeq lists its product as uncharacterized. The record is from RefSeq and is a predicted model, not a curated record. The coding region runs from base 1 to 1395 and encodes 464 amino acids. NCBI's taxonomy places the organism in Eukaryota, Fungi, Ascomycota, Sordariomycetes, Hypocreales, Nectriaceae. The transcript is spliced from 3 exons.